AAAUAAAGUAAUGGAAGACAAAACCUAUCCUAUAUAGUACACAUGUAAUUGAAGGUUUGCCUGUUUCAAUAUUUUAACAAUAGGAUGGGCACAAAAAUCCUUCAAUUUUGGUCAUAUUUUUUCCUCAUUCUUUUCCUUUCAUCUCAUGGAUGUUUUUCCCAAAAUGAAGAAGAAGAAGGAAUCAAAAGAUCAGAUUUUCCAAAGCAUUUCCUCUUUGGAACUGCCACUUCCUCUUACCAGAUUGAAGGGGCCUAUAAUGAAGAUGGGAAGGGAGUAAGUAAUUGGGAUGUUUUUUCCCAUAUUCCAGGAAAGAUUAAGAACAACGACACCGGAGACGUUGCCAACAAUCACUACCACCGGUUUCUGGAAGAUAUUGAGUCAAUACAUUCCAUGGGGAUGAACAGUUAUCGCUUUUCCAUUUCUUGGACUCGAAUUUUACCUGAAGGAAGAUUUGGUAAAGUGAACAGAAGAGGGAUCACUUUCUACAACAAAAUCAUUGAUAGUUUGUUGCUUAAAGGCAUAGAGCCGUUCGUGACAAUUCACCAUUUUGAUCUUCCAUUUGAACUUGACCAAAGAUACGGAAGUUGGAUGAGCUCUCAAAUGCAGGAAGAUUUUGUGUAUUUUGCAAAAAUUUGUUUCGAAGAAUUUGGAGACAGAGUGAAGCAUUGGAUAACGAUAAAUGAGAUAAAUCAAAUCGCAAAAGCGGCCUACUUAAAUGGAGUUUCCCCUCCAGGCCACUGCUCGCCACCUUUUGGAAAAUGCUUAGCCGGCAACUCGGAUAUUGAACCUCUCAUUGUUGUACACAACAUGUUACUUGCCCAUGCCAAGGCUGUUAACCUUUACCGCAUCUAUUUCCAAGAAAAACAAGGUGGAUCCAUAGGAAUAGCAGCAGGUGGAAAUAUGUAUGAACCAUUAACAGACAGCGAAUUUGACAAACAUGCUGCUGAGAGAGCCUUGAUUUUCGACUUUUCCUGGGUGUAUGAUCCUCUUGUAUAUGGAGAUUAUCCUAAGGAAAUGAGAGAAAUUUUAGGAAACCAACUUCCAAGUUUCUCAGACAUUGAGAAAAAUACUAUAAAAGAAAGUUUGGACUAUAUUGGCAUCAACCACUAUGCUACUUUAUAUACAAAGGAUUGUCUUCAUUCCACUUGCUCCUUUGAAGGUUCAUAUCAUCCUAUACAAGGAUUUCUUGAAACUACAUGGUAUCGAGAUGACAUUUCCAUUAGAGAGACUAGUGAAGCAGCAUUCGUUGUUGUUCCAAGAGGCUUGGAGGAAAUAAUUAACUAUGCUAAAGAAAGGUAUCCUAACAAGCCAAUCUUUAUCACAGAAAACGGUUGUUCUCCACCACUUGGCAAUGGUAACAAAGUUGAGGACAUUUUAAAUGACACAAAACGAAUCUAUUACCACAAGAAUUACCUUGCUUCCUUGGCUAAAGCAUUGAGGAAUGGUGGUGAUGUGAGAGGGUAUUUUGUUUGGUCCUUAAUGGACAACUUUGAAUGGGCUAAUGGGUACACCACAAGAUAUGGGCUUUUGUAUGUGGACCGACACACACUUAAGCGUCGGCCCAAACUUUCGGCCCAAUGGUUUGCUUCUUUCCUCGGCGGCAACCUACAACAACUUGAUAAAUCUUCAUCCUUCCUCAAUACAAAUGCCUCUUCCUCCCUCAUGGAUGCUUAAGAAGCCAAAUGCUUUUGGAAACAAAGAAAGCAAAAAAAAAAAACUACUUUUAUUCAUUCUCAUUAUUGCAUCAAUUUCAUUAAUAAAAAGAAAUCAUGUUCUAAAGUCCUUGUUGCUAAGAAAGAUAAUGAUCCAUGAUAGGGGUGUUCAAAAAACCCGAUGACCCAUGCGGUUUGGGUUGGAUUAUCAAAUAAAUGAAAAUUUUAUGGAUUUGUUUGAUUCAUGGGUUCAGCUAAUAUAACCCAAAUCAAUCCAUGAACAUCCCUAAUCCAUGAUUAUUAACUUGAUUAAAUUUACUCAUUAUUUGUUUUCUUUUCACUUGUACUCUAUGGUGUCACUACUAAAAAUGUUAUUUCUAGUCAAGGUUUAAGUGAAGGAGAUCAUUUAUGUCUCUA
Messenger RNA from Benincasa hispida (wax gourd), 2069 nucleotides. Its product is annotated as putative inactive beta-glucosidase 14. NCBI's taxonomy places the organism in Eukaryota, Viridiplantae, Streptophyta, Magnoliopsida, Cucurbitales, Cucurbitaceae. The record is from RefSeq and is a predicted model, not a curated record. Gene Ontology annotation, biological process: carbohydrate metabolic process. Gene Ontology annotation, molecular function: beta-glucosidase activity.